GUUUAAUCUCGCUCGCGCGGAGAAAGUUAUGACCUCUGUGCCACCUCCUUCUGUAAGAUAUACCUCCCGUGAACGUUUACGCCAAGAGCUCUAUCCCAACUCUGCGAAAAGUAUUUCCUUAAAGGAAGUUGUUAAUAAUCAACCACGAACCGUUGAAGAGUCAACGAG
Molecule: messenger RNA, 168 nt
Organism: Acaulospora morrowiae
Lineage: Eukaryota; Fungi; Glomeromycota; Glomeromycetes; Diversisporales; Acaulosporaceae
Source: the annotation of a GenBank genome assembly